GUCAUGAACCGCAUGACGCUGACGUCACCGGGAGUCUGCAGACUACAGAUGCAUUGUCAGAAAUAAUUGAGCUGAAAGUAAAUUGAGAGCGAGCUGCAGAAGAAAACAAAUAAAAUGCCCCGUUUUCUCUGCUGUUGCUGCUUCUCAAGUGAAAACUCCGACACCGAGAGGCAGCCUCUCCUGCACCCCAGACCUUCUGACCUGAAUGGAGCUGGAUCAGCCCGACAGACCCGGCCAGCACAUAGUGUGAAGCAGAUGGGCCGGCUGGUGAUGAGGCGACUGUGUGUGCCAGAGUUAGACCAGAGGUUUUCAGACAUGGCCGAGACCUUCAACGACCAGCACCAGCGCUACGAGGCCAUGGUCCGACAUAUCAGAAACCUGCGUCAGAGCUCUGGGUGUAACCAUGAUGAUACACUUUCAUUAGCAGAAUGUCUGGGGACCAUCAGAGCUGAGCAUGAGACCAGGUACAGGGUCUCCCUUAAGAUGAAGGGCUAUGACUUCACCCUCAGUGUGGUUCCUGUGGUUGAAGGGGAGGAGGAGCCACCACCUCCUCCACACCUGCAACUGGCUCAGAGUGAAAUGAAGAGCACCUCAGAGUGCGCCAAAGCCACCAUUUCAAAGGGUACCACCCUUCAAGAGUUAGUAGGCUGGCUUCUCCGUAGCAAAAAUGAAAUGGCUGAGCGAGUGAAAGAAGCUGCAGGAACUUUACAGGAGCAAGGAAGACUCAAUGAGAACCUGGAGAAGAACCUGAAGGAAGUGAGGAGGGCCAAGGAGUUGUCGCUGGGAUACAGACAACGGGCCGGGGAGGUCCUCACCGAGGCCGCUCAGAUAGCAGGAACUUGUCUGUAAUGUAUGCACAUGUUAGACUGCUGGUUUAAAUCCACCAAAUACAAUACACAGGUACAGGAUCAAGUUAUUCCCAGAGUUUAUACACAAUUAUGCACAGGGAACAUCUUAUAAAUGUGGCACAUAUGCUCUCUACUUUGCCGGUCAUUACAGCCUCUGCAGUAAAAAAUUCUGUUAUAUCUCCGUUUUACAUGUUAAAAUACUCACAUUAGCACUAAAUCUGUGUAAAUACAUUUUUUUUCCCGGAUUGAUGUAAUCUUACCAGCUAACACUAGGGGGCAUUGUAGCCUUACUUGAACGUUUUAGCAGCUGCCUCUGUGUUUAAAUUCCUCAGAUUGAGUCCGUUUCUUAGAAAUCCCACUACAUGAAUAAAUAUUCCUUAAAUUAAAGAAUCAGAAAUCAAUAAUAAUUUAUGUGCUACUGUUUCCUUUUUUUCCAUAAGGAAAUAUUUUUCUAAUUUCUUCCAUAAUGCAGUAGAGAUCGGGAUACUGUCUUCUAAAGCAGUAAUGGCACAGGAAUUGUGACUGUCUCUAGUGUUUUGCUAAUGUAACAUUAGGAGGGAACAGAUUUGCUGAUUGUCAUCCACAAAAGCCCAUGCGUUUAUUAAUUAAUUAAAAAAACAGCUUCCCAUCUGCCAUUAAUGUGAAAGCAAACAACCAUGUUCAUAUGCCAUCUUGAUAAUUAAUUUAGGAAAAUCCAUUGUUCCCGAGGUCAUGGUCAAGUGCUCAUGCAUUAUUUAAACUGUACAAUUUAGAUUCCUGCUUACACUAUACAGAUGAUUGUGGCCUAAUGUAGCGAGUAAAAUCUGUAGAUGAAAAAGUUAGAGGAUUAAAGUAAAUUCUAAAUAUUUAAAUAUUAUUCUGUUUAUUUUAAAUAAAGGCUAUAUUGGGUAUGUCCUACAAAA
Gasterosteus aculeatus aculeatus (three-spined stickleback) is the source of this 1750-nucleotide messenger RNA. Lineage: Eukaryota; Metazoa; Chordata; Actinopteri; Perciformes; Gasterosteidae. The record is from RefSeq and is a predicted model, not a curated record.